This is a messenger RNA of Theobroma cacao (cacao), 1905 nucleotides long. RefSeq names its product Heavy metal transport/detoxification superfamily protein. Gene Ontology annotation, molecular function: metal ion binding. The record is from RefSeq and is a predicted model, not a curated record. Lineage: Eukaryota; Viridiplantae; Streptophyta; Magnoliopsida; Malvales; Malvaceae.
CACAGCACUCUUCUCUCCCCCUUCCCCCGCACCUUUUCCUCUCUCCUCUCUCCUCUAUCCUCUCUUUUCUCUGGCUCUCUCUCCCACAUUUCACUCCCCCUGCUCACUAUCCUCCCUUCUGACCUCCAUCUCUUUCUCUCUUUUGAUUGCUCCUUUCUUCCCCUUUUGUGCUGGUGAAUUUUCUCCUGUUUGUCUUGGCAUUAUGGUGUAGGCUUGUAGCUGUGAACCGAAGAAGAGAAGGAGGCAACAAGCCAGCAAAAGCAAAGAAAAGAAAGAAUCUGUAGACGUUGUAGAACUAGAAACUCACAUGCAGCCCUGUUUACUAUCUCAUUAGCUUAUGUGCGUUAUCUUUUGUUUUGUUUUUUUUUUUUAUCUAUUCCUGUAUUUCUCAUAGAGAGCAAGUCUUUCAUUCAAAACAGAGGUGAAGAAAUGACUAAAGAGGAAGACUUUAAGCUACUCAAGAUUCAGACUUGUGUUCUCAAAGUGAACAUACACUGUGAUGGAUGUAAGCAGAAAGUGAAGAAACUCCUUCAGAGAAUUGAAGGUGUUUACCAAGUAAGCAUAGAUGCAGAGCAGCAGAAAGUCACAGUCUCAGGAAGUGUAGAUUCUGCAACAUUGAUCAAGAAACUGGUCAGAGCUGGUAAACAUGCUGAGGUUUGGUCCCAGAAGUCCAACCAAAACCAAAAGCCAAAGAACAACUGCAUCAAGGAUGACAAGAACAACAAAGGCCCAAAGCAAGGCUUGAUCAAAGGCCUUGAAGCCUUCAAGACCCAGCAGAAGUUUCCUAGUUUCGUUUCUGAGGAAGAUGAUGAUUAUAUGGAUGAUUAUGACGAAGAGAAUGAAGAGGAUGAGCUGCAAUUUCUCAAACCAAGUCAACUGGGUCAGUUGGGUCAGCUGGGUUUGCUUAGGCAACAAGCUCUUGAUGCAAAUAAUGCCAAGAACGGUAUUGGAAACAUUACUGCAACUUCCAACAACAAUAAUAAAAUGAACUACAAUCUUAUUAAUGUGAAUGAUGGAAAGAAAGGAAACCAGAAUCAGAAUAUGGGAAUGAAGGUAAAUCCAGGUGUGCUAGAUCAAAAAACCUUGGCUGCUUUGAAGAUGAAUAAUGCUCAGUUGGGUGGUUUAAACAUCAAUGCAGCAGAGGGCAAGAGGGGACACGACAUUAACCCCAUUAUGGGUCUUUCAGGUUUUCAUGGAAAUGGUGCUAAUGUUGCUGAUGCUGCUGCGUUAGGAGGCAAUCCCAAUGCAGUUGGAGGAUUUCAAGUUCAAUCCAACAAUGGGUUGCAGGGAUCUUCUGCAGCAAUUUUUCAAAAUGGUGGAUAUGUUACUGGUCAAAAUCCAUCAUCUGUGCUCAUGAACAUGAAUGGCUACAACUAUCCAUCAUCAAUGAUGAACAUGAUGAACCUGCAGAACAGGCAUGCCAUGCAGCAACAACCCCAGAUGAUGUAUCAUAGAUCCCCGGUAAUUCCUCCUAGCACUGGGUAUUACUAUAAUUAUGGCCCUCCUCCAUACUCAUACCCUGAAGCCCCCAGUUAUAAUGCUGAUCACUCUGCAGCAACCCAUAUGUUCAGUGAUGACAACACAAGCAGCAGCUGUUCAAUAAUGUAAUGAGAACAAAGAAAAAAAAAAUGUAGAGAGAGAAUGCAUGGGGUUUGACAUGGAAAUUCUCUCUAAGUGGAGCUAGUAGGUUUUGACAGUAUUCUACUGUUUGAUGUGGAGGGUAGCAGAGAUGCUGGAAUGGGAUGUUUGAGUGGAUCUUAUCUGUGUAUUUGUGUAGUUGUUAAGUAGAUGUUCUCUUUUUUUAAUUCACUCCAGCUUCUGCCUGCCUUUUUUUUUUAUUCUGUUUCUGGAAUGACUAUGUGAACCACAAAACUAGUAAAUAAACAGAGGAGUCGCUUUAUUUUA